AUGAGCAGCUCUUGGGGUGCUCCGGGCGCCGAGAACCAAACGCUCUUCUUCUUCUUCUCGGACUUCAAGAAGGCCAACCGCGAGGCGCUGAGCGCCCUGGAGACGGCCGUGCUGGCCUCGAUCUUCGGGCUGGCCUUGGCUGCCAACGUGUACGCCAUCGCGCUCCUGGCGCGCCGCACAGGCCGGCUGGGCAUCUCGGGCUGCCUGGUGCUCAACCUCUUCUGCGCCGACUUGCUCUUCAUCAGCGCCAUCCCGAUCAUCGUGGCGGUGCGCUGGACCGAGAGCUGGACGCUGGGCGACGCCGCCUGCCACCUGCUCUUCUACCUGAUGAGCCUCAGCGGCAGCGUCACCAUCCUCUCGCUGGCCGCCGUCAGCCUGGAGCGCGUGGUCAGCAUCGUCCGGCUCAGGCCGUCGCGGCCCUACAAGAGCAGGCUGGUGGGCGCCGUCUUGCUGCUCAUCUGGGCCUUCUCGGCCCUGGCCACCCUCCCGCUCUGCCUCUUCUUCACCGUCGUGACGACCCACGUAGAAGGCCAGAAAGUGCACAUUUGCACCUUGAUUUGGCCCUCCGCUGCAGGAGAAAUCGCUUGGGAUGUGUCCUUUGCCAUUGUGAUCUUCCUAAUACCAGGACUGGCCAUUGUCAUUAGUUAUUCCAAGAUAUUACAGAUUGCAAAAGCAUCAAGAAGACGUCUAAAUGCUAGCAUGGCCUACUCACAGAGUUGUCACAUUCGGAUUUCUCAAAAAGAUUUCAGACUAUUACGGACUCUUUUUGUAUUGAUGAUCUCAUUCUUUGUUAUGUGGAGCCCAAUAAUAAUCACCAUUCUCCUCAUUUUAGUGCAAAGAUUCAAACCAGAAAUGAACAUUUUGCCUUCUUUUUUCUUCUGGAUAAUGGCCUUCACAUUUGCCAAUUCAGUUGUCAAUCCUGUUUUAUAUAAUUUCAGACAUGUGUGGAGGAAAGUCUUUUUCUGUUGUCCAGGUCCUUCUAGAAAAAAGGAUGCUGUAACAGACACUACUAUGAGGCAAAAUAACCAUGGACAUUUUACCCUGUCUGUUAUUUCCAAAUAGCUGUGUGAUGUUUCCAACAAGGAUAAUCACACCAGAUUUUUAGUAUUGUGCGUGCAAGCAAGCAGUCAGGAAAGUGGAAAAGUUCAAAAAAAUCAGAGUUUGCAGCCCUUGUAUAGAAUGUUGUGGUACUGAGAAUUCUGUUUGUGUGCUAUGGAAAAUGACCUUGUUCAAUCAGUUCAGAUGUUACCAUGGUGAAAUACAAGGAGUAUUGAAACUGAGUUGAUGAACAGAACUUAAACAUAGUUUAGUUGGGAGCAGAACUGAACUGCAUAUUUUACCAUCUUACACUAAGGAAAGUGAUCAGGAUCUUCAACACAGGCUCUUCAACUUGAAGACACUUGCCUGUGAGCCAAGAGGCAGCUUUAAAAAAUACUAGCUUAAAAAAAAUGGUGGCAUGAAUACAGCUAAAUAUUCACAGGUGUCUGCUGUGUUCAUAAUAGAAAAUGUACAAGUAAAUGUCAGAUACAGGGAAACUUAUUCAUUCAUUCAAACAGGAGUUCACCAUUUUUUAAGGCACAUUUUGAGCAUGACUGUGGGUUUUUCCUCUCACAUUGGCUGGAUACAUGCCUAGUAUACGCCAACCCCCCCCCCCCCCCCAAAAAAACACCAGUGCAGAAACAGAUUUUAAAAAACCACCAAUGCAGAUCUCCAUUUGCAGAUAUCCCUACUGCCCGUACAAGAAGCAGCUGGGGUAUGGGGGUGCACCAGGGCUCUUAACAGCUCUGGCAGAAUGAAGCAUCUUAGUUUGGACAGGAGAGUGAAGAGCAAGUAGAAUAUGGAACUUUACCCAGACACAAUCUCUCUAUCUGAGGCACAACCUAUUGUGUGUUGCGUGAGAGGAUGGAAGCAGCUCUUCAAGAGCAGCCAUGGGUAUGCAGCCUCCUGCUGUGCUCCUAGUUUUGUGGUGGGGCAGUCCCAUCCAUUUCCCUGCCUGAGGUGAGGGACGCUAUGAUGCCCUUCCUUCCGAAGGCGAAUGUUCAGUUUUCGCAACCCAUGCAACUCCCUUGCAGUGGCAGCAAAACGAGAGUGCUCUCAGACUAUGCCAUGAAGCCAGGCGUAUUCCAAGCUCAAGUUGCCGGGUGGGGGGAGGGAGGCGGAGAAGAGAUUUAUCCCAGUGGGGUAGGAGAGGAAAACGAACAGUAACUCCCAACAGGGUGAAGAACAUAAGAACAGCCAUGUUGGAUCAGGCCCAAGGCCUAACUAGUCUAGCAUCCUGUUUCACACAGUGGCCUACCAGAUGCCUCUGGAAAGCCCACAGGCAAGAGCUAAGGGCAUGCCCUUUCUCCCACUGCAACUCCCCUGCAACUGGAAAGGCAGCAGCAGUGGACAGCUCCUAUGGAAGCAGAGCCCAGCAUUGCCACAACCUGUGCUCUUUCUAGCGCCUGAGGUGACUGCUUCAUUCUGCCUCAUGGAGGGCCCUCCCCGUUCCCUGGACUGGAGUCUAAGCUGCAGGACUGUGUGCUUGUUUGGCCACUGAAUUCAGGGACAUUUACUUCUGCACAAACAAGCAGAGGAUCAGGUUUUAAGUUACAGAAAUGGUUUACUUGAUUCAGGGAUGUAGAUAUAAUUCUUUGUAUUACAGGAGGCUUAACAGAUCUUUAGUUUAAUAAGAAAUGUAAUAAAAAUCAUUUUGUGAGUGUU
This is a messenger RNA of Hemicordylus capensis (graceful crag lizard), 2703 nucleotides long. RefSeq names its product free fatty acid receptor 4 (gene FFAR4). The record is from RefSeq and is a predicted model, not a curated record. Bases 1 to 1062 code for a protein of 353 amino acids. Gene Ontology annotation, biological process: G protein-coupled receptor signaling pathway. The transcript is spliced from 3 exons. NCBI's taxonomy places the organism in Eukaryota, Metazoa, Chordata, Lepidosauria, Squamata, Cordylidae. Gene Ontology annotation, cellular component: membrane. Gene Ontology annotation, molecular function: peptide binding; G protein-coupled receptor activity.